AUGGCGCUCAAGUUCCUGAACAAGAAGGGGUGGCACACGGGGUCCCUCCGCAACAUCGAGCGGGUAUGGAAGGCGGAGCAGGCGGAGGAGGCGGAGCGCCGCAAGACGGAGGAGCUCAAGAAGCAGGUCGCCGCCGAGAAGGAGAAGGCCGAGUUCCGGGCCAUGCAGGAGCGCGCCGGCCUCAGGCCGGCGCAGGAGAGGCUGGACUUCCUCUACGAGUCGGGGUUGGCCGUCGGCAAGAGCUCCGAAGGGUUCCAGGCGCUGCAACAAUCUGCACCGGGGGCAUCUGCUGCGUCCACUUCUGCACAGGCGAGUGCGGCUGAUUCUUCCAAGGCAGCUACACCAGGAGCUUUAUUUGAGGAUAAACCCCAAUCUGCAAAUGAUACAUGGAGAAAGCUCCACUCUGAUCCUCUACUCCUAAUAAGGCAGCGGGAGCAGGAUGCAAUUGCAAGGAUUAAAAACAAUCCAAUCAAGAUGGCCGAGAUAAAGAAAUCUGUUGAAGCUGAAAAAAAGCAAAAAGAAGAGAAGAAAGAGAAGAAAAAGCACAAGAAGCAUCGCCACCAUAAGUCAAAGAGUAAGAGGCAUCACUCAGAUGAGAAUUCGGAUUCAGAUGAAAUAAGUGAUGGCAAGGACGAGAGAAGGAAGAGAGCUCAUUAUUCUCUUGACCAUAAGAAAGAAGAGAACAGGUCCAGGCAUAAGAAGCAGCACAGAGAAGAUUCAUCAGAUUCAGACGAUGAUGAACCACAGAGAAGAAAGCACGAUGUAUCAGAAGACGAUGAACCGAGGAGAGGACGGCAUGACGAGGAUGAACCAAGGAGAAGACGGCAGGAUGAUGGUGAACCAAGGAGACGACUGCAGGACGACAAUGAACCAAGGAGAAGACGGCAGGACGACGGUGAACCAAGGAGUAGACGGCAGGACGACGGUGAACCAAGGAGUAGACGGCAGGACAACGAUGAACCAAGGAGAAGACGGCAGGACGACGAUGAACCAAGGGGAAGACGGCAAGACGAUGAUGAACCAAGAGGAAGAUGGCAGGAUGAUGAGAAACCAAGGGAAAGAAGCUAUGUUGACCGUCCAAGAUAUGAUCGCUCUGAUGCUGAUGAUAUGAAAAGGAGACAUCAUUCACCUCCAGACCGCCAUCAUUCAAACUCAAAGCAUGAUGGUCCAGACUCUAGGCCCAAAAGAGUGGGUGAUGGCCACAAAACUGGGAAUUCCACUUCUGAACACCGUUCCCGCUCUGAACAAGGCUCUGGCGAGCAGACGAGGCAAGAAAGCGGACAUGGCAGGAACAAUGGUCCGUCAUUCAACCGUCGACGGGGUGGUGUCCACCAUAUGUCAGAAGAGGAGAGGUUAGCUCGGCUGCGCCAGAUGGAGGCUGAUGCUGAGGUCCAUGAGGAGCAGAGGUGGAAGAGGCUCAAGAAAGCUGCUGACGAUGAUUCUAAAGAGGCAGCAACUGUGAAUGCGAACCAGUUCAAAGGGAAGAACUUCUUGGAAGAUGAAAAGAAGAGCAUAUUUGGAACAGAUAAGGGUGGCAGUGCCACAAUUGAAGAGAGCAUCAGGCGCCGCGCUUUUUACUCGCAGGGUGGCCGUGAUGCCGAGGGCAAUGCCUUCAGGCGGUGA
This is a messenger RNA of Miscanthus lutarioriparius, 1623 nucleotides long. The record is from the annotation of a GenBank genome assembly. Lineage: Eukaryota; Viridiplantae; Streptophyta; Magnoliopsida; Poales; Poaceae.